Messenger RNA from Neopsephotus bourkii (Bourke's parrot), 4143 nucleotides. It is a transcript of the gene SMIM10L3, whose product is annotated as small integral membrane protein 10-like protein 2A. Bases 88 to 294 code for a protein of 68 amino acids. NCBI's taxonomy places the organism in Eukaryota, Metazoa, Chordata, Aves, Psittaciformes, Psittacidae. The transcript has 2 exons. The record is from RefSeq and is a predicted model, not a curated record.
CAGGGCUCCGCCCCACUAGCGACAGCUAGCGCCGCGCGCGGGCAGGGGGCCACGGGGCCCGGGCGGCGCGGCCGCGGGAGGGGGUAUAUGGCGGCGGUUUUGUCGGCCCUGGCUGCAAGGCUCUCCCAGUCGGCCGCGGCCCGGUCUUACGGGGUGUUCUGCAAGGGGCUGACCAGGACCCUGCUCAUCUUCUUCGACCUGGCCUGGAAGCUCCGCAUCAACUUCCCCUACCUCUACAUCGUCGCCUCCAUGAUGCUCAACGUGCGGCUGCAGGUCCAUAUUGAGAUCCACUGACUUGUGACUUUGUGUGCUGCUUGCAACUAGAGACAGUCACACUCUUCCAAGUUCAGCCUGUCGUGAGACAGCAAAGCUGUGCUCGUCUUCUCUAGGACUAUGAAGAAAGAAGACUUACACCAGAAACGAGUUCAUUACAAUGGCCGAGGUCAUCACAAGGCAGCGCUUCACCUGACACUUGUGCAUUCCAUGUUGAACAGUUCUCAAAAUCCCAGUAGCAGUUUACAGUUGUUACUUUAUUUUAACACCAGGAAUUGUUCUCUCUUCAACACUAUACCUCUGCUUUCUACUGGCAAGGAAAUGCCUCUAGGUCGGAGUGAAUCAGCAGGGAGGAACUCAAGUGCAGCUGCUCCUUGGAAGGAUUCAUUUCAUCUGUUUUUUUCUUCUGGGAAAGACAGCCUCGAUAGUAACAAUAUUUCAGUACCAGGCUGGUUUGAGGAAGCCUGUAGUUUUGCUGGAGACUUCGGGUCAUGCUGUCCAGGAGAGAACUUUGUAUGUUUUGCACACUUCUGGCUGGGAAAUUUGCAGUCUAAUAAAAAUGUGCAGUUUCUGGAAUUAGAAAUAAGCAGUAGCAAAGAUAAUGAAUUGCAGCUUGGAUUUCUUAAAGAGUUCGGUCUUGGUGGAAUUCCUGAUCUCUGUUCUAUCCAACUUGCCCCACUGAAUGAAUAUGUUAUGGGACUUCUAAACAACGAGAAACUGUGUUUUUUCCUUUGUUACUUAAACCUUGUAUCUUCAGAGCAAAUACUUGGAUACAAGCAAAUGCUUUCAAAUAUACAAUAUGUGACUAACAAUAUUCACAUCGUACAGCUAGUAAUUUGGGUGCUAGCUUUUGCACUAGCAGGUCUCCGGUAUGCAGUAGUGAAGGUAAAAAAGUACUAGAUUUUAAUAGUUACUAUUUUUAACAUUAAUAGAAAACUAACGGAGACAAGGUUACAGUGAGUUUCAGUGAGAAGUAUCUAAAGUAAAAAUUAUAUUGUGUAAUUGCUAGUAAAACUGGCUGUUGCAAAAAUAGGGACUUUUUUUUUUUUGGUAAGGAAUAUCUGCAUCUGAGUGGAAAGAACUUGUUAAUCUCAAAACUCUUUGUGACUUCUGCAGGUCUGCCAUUAACACUAGACUAGAACCCAAUCUGAUUGUUUACCACAGAUCCUUUGUUUUCUUUAGGGUUUGUAUUAGCAGAGUAUUCUGGCUGCUAUUUACAACCAUUUUGACUGAAACUGUUUCUGGUAGAAUUAAAUUCCUUCUCUGAAUCCAGCACUAACUAAUGUACCAGUCCUUAAAAUACUUUAAACUGGAAAGCUGUUGGGGGGGGGUGUGGUGAUCUCCAACACAGUAUAAUUCUCAUCAGUGUUCCUUUUCAAGGAUGGUACUGCUCUAAUUUAAACUAUCUCAUGAGUUUUAUUGCGUGACAAUAGAUGCUAUAAACAACUUUUUAAAAGAAUGUUUUCUUUCCUUGAAAAAGUGAUUGUUAUCACUGAAGCACAGUAAUAAUUUCUGGGCCUGUUGACUUUGGCUUUGGGACAAACUUCCGACAACGGGGUUUGGCAAAGAAUGGAGAAAGAAUGUUGGAAUCAAUAGAGCAGCUUGUGAAAAGGAAUUGCGGGAAUAGGCUUCCACCAGCAUGUAGUUGGAGAAGUUCAUUGUGCAGUAGGUCAGAGUUUGAACUCUGUUUCCAAAAUUCUCAAUAAAAGAGUUGGUGUAGGUGGGCUUACCUAAAGAGGGAGGGUUUGAUAUGGUUAGGAUGCAUUUUCAGCUCACUCUUCACUCCUGAGUUAAAAGUAAGGACUUAAUGCAGGGUAAAGUCAUGCCAGUGAUUCACACACCAAGUAUCCUUUUUGCUAGCUAGCUUGUUUCCUUCCUUUUGGAAAGAGAGUAAGUGAUGUUGCAUUUAUUUUGAACUGAAUUCACCUGGAAAGCCAGUAGGGUUUCUAAUGUGGUGUUUGCACACUGAGUCCUUGAUGAUGAAGAAGAGAUGAUGGUUAUGAGUGUUAUGAAGAGAAAUGUUGGAAUUUUUUGAGUCCUGAAAGUAAGGUAUGCUACUUCUUAUGUUAAAUGAUAUGUUAUGUUUUAAUUGUCACCAUCAGUUGGCUUUUCAUCUGGAUGUUAGAAGAGAUAAGAAGCCAUUUAUCUUAAUUUAAAAGUAACUUUUUCCCUGGUGUAUACUCUUAUUAAUUGUUUAACUUCUAGACUUAACUUCAUCAUUACCUGUUGCAAAAUUACCAAAAACCUCAAAAUAAUAAUGGAUUACAUAUUGUAAGUAAUUAUUUUGACAGCAAGUUUCCUAUUAGUCAAGCCGUUCAUACUAUUCACUCCUAUCUCCACUGCUGCAACUUAUCAUCCUUGCAGUGCUAUUAACAUGAGUGUUUGUAGAUCAGGAUUGCUGAAGCAAUGUGGAUCUGAAACCCCAGAAACAAAGACAUUCGUCCAAAAGUCUGGCUUAUUUGACUUACAGUGUUAAGCUGUUGUCUGCAUACAACAGAUAACAAAAAAACACUUGGCAGAGCUGACAGUAGAGAAAUGAAGGUGGUGAGGGGUUGGAGCCUGUUUACUAUGGGUUGAUUGAUAAAGAAAACAUUGUGCAAUUGCAUCCUGAUCUCUAGAACUAGCUAUACAGGUAAAGAAAUAUCAUUUUCCCAUAUAGUCAGCUUUUUUUAAGUUGCAUAUAAACACAGUCCUGGAUCCACAACUGAGUGCUGUGCUAUAUAAAUAACUGACUAGCAUGGCUGUACCUGUAAUUGUUACCGAAGACCUUAUUUGUUCAGCUGAAUGGUUUGGCCUGGAAGAUUCUGUGCUCUACUGUACAUAAACUUGGUGGUGAUAUUGUCAGAUUAACAGGCAAGAGGAGUAGCUAAAGGUGUGAAAGCAUGAAUCCAGCAUUUAAUACCCCUAUUCUUUGUGCUGAUUUUAAAGGGGCGGCUGGAACAAAACUACAUGUAAAUUAGAACUUAAACACAUGUACAGCAGGGUGUGAAGGGUUGUCUCUAUCAAUGACAAGCUGUGCAGGAGAGGAUCUUGGAACGUUGAACCAUUGCGUUAUCACAGUCCAACUAAUACAAUUCUGUUUUAAGCCAAAUUUGCUUUGAGUGGCCUUUAAUCACUUACUACAGGGCUACUUUAAUACAGAUACAGUACAGCUAAGCAAAAUGAUUGAUAUUUUUUUGGAUGUAUUGUAUGUAUAUUAAACAUAAGUUAUAAAGAAUACGCCUUAGGUGAGUGGAUUUAAUCCAUUUUAAGAUAGUUUAUGUACUUUGCCUUGAAUUUUAUUGCUUAAAACCUAAAAGGUAACUUUCUAACUUGAACAUUCCGUCUGAAAUUCAAGUAUAGUUUGGUAGGUUAAAAUCUCAGAUAAUAUACUGCACUUUAAGCUUUGGGAGGCCAUAAAUUGAAAGCACUGUUCUUGCACUAAUAGAGCUGUUGGACUGGUGGUGACAGCACUCAAAUGGGUUUUACUGUCUGGGGGGAGAAUAGUGAACCAGCAGGAUGGCAGUCCUUUGAAACUAUACAUAAGUCAAAUGCUGUAUGGUUUAGGCCACUGUUCUCUUCCUAAAAGUGUUUUAAUAUUAACUCAUCUCAAAAGAUGGAAGGUGUCUCAGUUAAGAACCAGUUUGUAUGGACCGUCAUAGCUUCAAUUAGUGAGAUGUGGAAAGCUUUCUGAGGAAGUGUGCUGUUAGACUGUCUUGGAUGAUUGUUACAGUACAGAAGAAUAACAUUUUUAGGAGGGGUAAAGGACCUUUAUACUGAACCGGGAGUUGCCUUCGUAUUUCCAGUUCCCCUCUUGUCUUGCUCUACUGUUGGUGUUGGAAAGAGGUAUUUCUAAGCAAAAUGUUAGGGCUCUACUAAACAACUCAUACU